Ambispora gerdemannii is the source of this 1920-nucleotide messenger RNA. The record is from the annotation of a GenBank genome assembly. NCBI's taxonomy places the organism in Eukaryota, Fungi, Glomeromycota, Glomeromycetes, Archaeosporales, Ambisporaceae.
AUGAACGCUUUACCCAAGGAAGUCUCUCUAAGAGAUCAGCAAAUUGAGGCAAUUAUCACGAUGCUAAAUCUGAACGUUAAGCCAGAACCUAGCAUCCCUGUUGCAUCUUCGGACAUAUUAGUUCCCAUCACCAAUAACACACCUGACUUAGUAUGGAAAGUCUUGAUUUUCGAUGAAUUCGGUCGUGAUAUUAUUUCUUCUGUGCUAAAAGUGAAUGAUUUGCGUGAGAAUGGUGUUACUGUUCAUAUGUUAUUGAAAAGUGAUCGACAACCGAUUGCAGAUGUACCCGCUGUUUAUUUUGUUGAGCCUACUUCUGAAAAUAUUCAGAGAAUUAGUGAGGAUUUAUCUAGAAAUUUAUACGAGUCAUAUUACAUCAACUUCACAAAUUCAAUACCGCGGCCUUUACUAGAAGAGCUCGCAGCCGUAACAAUACCAACCAACACAUCACAUUUAAUUGCGCAAGUCUACGAUCAAUACUUAAACUUUGUUCUAUCAGAGCCCAAUUUUUUCUCAUUAAGCCAAAAAAAUGUUUACUAUACAUUAAAUGACCCAUCUGCUGCCGAAACAACAAUUGAAAAAACGAUCGAUCGCACAGUGAGCUCACUAUUUUCCGUGCUAGUGACUAUGGGUGUCAUUCCUAUUAUAAGAUGUCCUCGAGGGAAUGCCGCCGAAAUGAUUGCUCAGAAACUGGAUAGCCGACUUCGCGAUCACGCAUUAAAUUCACGGAAUAAUUUAUUUGCAGAUACUGUUGCAACACUGAGUUUUCAACGACCGGUAUUGAUUAUACUUGAUCGUAAUAUUGAUCUAGUACCGAUGCUUAGUCAUUCGUGGACUUAUCAAGCCCUAAUUCAUGACAUCUUGGAUAUGAAUUUGAACAGAAUUACAGUACAGGCGGAGGAAAUGGGUCGAAACACAAAGAAAAGCUAUGAUUUGGAUAGUAAAGAUUUUUUCUGGGCGAAAAAUGCUGCGAAUCCUUUUCCACAGGUAGCCGAAGAUAUUGAUGUGGAAUUGAAUCGGUAUAAGUCGGAUGCUGCCGAUAUUACAAGGCUAAGUGGCGCAAGCUCAUUAGAGGAUAUUGAUCAAACUGAUAUCUCUCAGAAUACUCAACACCUAAAAUCAGCAAUAACUGCUCUACCGGAACUCACAGCACGAAAACAAACAUUGGACAUGCAUAUGAAUAUAGCCACUUCCAUAUUACAAGGUAUCAAAGAACGUCAGCUUGAUAUCUUUUUCCAGCUCGAAGAAUCGAUAACGCGACAAAACAAAGUAUCGCUGCUUGAAGCUAUUAAAGAUCCAGAGAAAAAAAAUCCAGAAGAUAAACUUCGAUUGCUUAUUAUUUAUUAUCUUUUGGUUGAUGGAGUUGCCAAAGAAGAUUUAGUUGAAUUUGAGGCCGCCUUACAAGCAGCUGGCUGUGAUGUAGCUGCACUGAAUUAUGUGGAAAAAGUGCGGGAAAUUACUCGUAUGAGUAUGAUGGCGAACCCUGUGCCACAAAGUUCAGGUUUCGGUUUUCAAGGUUUUAGUUCGAUAGGAAACAAAUUAACAGAUCGUCUGAAAGAAGGUGGUUUAGGAGGUGGCUUUGAAAAUUUAAUCUCUGGAGUGAAAAAUUUACUUCCGACACGUAAAGAUUUGACAAUGACCAGAAUAGUUGAAUCAAUGAUGGAACCAAAUAGCGCUCCCGAGACAGAAGAUUAUCUAUAUUUUGAUCCAAAACUAUCUCGCGCUUCCAGCACGAAACAGCCCCGACACAAACACGUAUUUCAGGAGGGCAUUGUUUUUGUAGUUGGUGGUGGUAACUUUAUAGAGUAUCAGAAUUUGCAAGAAUUUGCUCAGCGACAGGCUCUCAAAAAGAAAAUAAUUUACGGGUCUACAGAAAUAUUAAAUCCCCAUUCAUUCAUACAAGAACUGGCAAUGCUCGGUUGA